Limanda limanda (common dab) is the source of this 639-nucleotide messenger RNA. RefSeq names its product basic helix-loop-helix transcription factor scleraxis-like. The transcript is spliced from 3 exons. The record is from RefSeq and is a predicted model, not a curated record. Gene Ontology annotation, biological process: regulation of transcription by RNA polymerase II; developmental process. The coding region runs from base 1 to 639 and encodes 212 amino acids. Gene Ontology annotation, molecular function: DNA-binding transcription factor activity, RNA polymerase II-specific; RNA polymerase II transcription regulatory region sequence-specific DNA binding; protein dimerization activity. Lineage: Eukaryota; Metazoa; Chordata; Actinopteri; Pleuronectiformes; Pleuronectidae.
AUGACAUUCGCUAUGCUGCGCACGGCGCCUCCCGCAGGCCGCUUCUUGUAUGGCGACAUCGCGCUCCUUUCCGAAGACGAAGAUGAGAACGGGAGCGAGGGGUCCGGCUCGGAUGAGCACAGCUCCAACGCCUUCCGCCUGUCCUCGUCCCCCUCUGCUUUCCACAUCAAAAUGAGCAGGAAGAGGAAGAUGUGCGCGGGAAUUGGCAUUGGAGGGGUAGGUAUGGGGGGCAUGUUGGGAAGGCUCGCUCCCCCAGGCAUGUCUCCCCCGGGGGAAAUUCGCCAGAGGACUGCAGCCAACGCUCGGGAAAGAGAUCGCACCAACUCUGUCAACACUGCGUUCACGGCGCUGCGCACACUCAUCCCCACCGAGCCGGCAGACAGGAAGCUGUCGAAGAUCGAGACUCUACGUCUGGCCAGCAGCUACAUCAGUCAUCUGGGGAACGUCUUGCUAGUGGGUGAGGGACUUCAUGAAGGACAGCCGUGCCACGCUCCCUCACCACCGUUCUUCCACGUCAACUCCUCCCCCAACCGAGGAUCUGACCAAUCGACUCAGCCCAAGCACAUCUGUACUUUCUGCCUCAGCAACCAGAGGAAAUUGAACAAAGACCGAGACAGGAAAACGGCCAUCAGAAGCUAA